Argentina anserina (silverweed cinquefoil) is the source of this 1955-nucleotide messenger RNA. RefSeq names its product kinetochore protein NDC80 homolog. The coding region runs from base 124 to 1893 and encodes 589 amino acids. The record is from RefSeq and is a predicted model, not a curated record. Gene Ontology annotation, biological process: attachment of mitotic spindle microtubules to kinetochore. Gene Ontology annotation, cellular component: Ndc80 complex. NCBI's taxonomy places the organism in Eukaryota, Viridiplantae, Streptophyta, Magnoliopsida, Rosales, Rosaceae. The transcript has 4 exons.
AAUAAAUUUGAGUCUGAACAUUUUCAAUUUGGGGCUCCGCCGACCAAAACGCAACCCUAAAAUCUCAAUCAUCUCAUCUCCACCACCCAAUCAGAAACCCACCCGAAAUCUUCCACCGCCAAUAUGCGAGGUGCUCGCCGACCAAAGCCAUCCAUGAACCCACGCCCUCCGCCGCCGUCAACUCCACUCGAACACUUCCGCCACCGCGACUCCGACGCCAGCUUCGCCAGCAGCCGCCCCUCCUCCCUCGGAAUCGGCGGCGGCGGCUCCAUCUCCAACAACGACCUCUACAAAGACCGCUCCUACCAGCAAUCCGCCCUCUCCGCCAUCAACUCGUAUCUCUCCUCUCACUCCGUCCAAGCCUUCCUCAAAUUCCCCAUCCCUCCCGGCCGUGAAAUCACGGAAACCCUCCGGUUCCUCGUCUCCCGCCUCGACUGGCCGUCGCCGAAGCUCGAGGACGACCUCCCUGUGAUCCUCAAAUCCCUAAAAUGCCCCUUCAAGCUCAACAAGUCCAUGAUCCGUAACCCUACCGUGAACUCGCACCAGUGGCCGAAUCUCCUCGCCGUCAUCCACUGGCUGUUCCAGCUCGUGCGCUACAACGACCACCUUGAUGAGAAUUCCGAGGCGUUUCUCGAUUCCAACCCGGUGGGGCAGUACACAUUGCAGAGCUACCUGCAUUACAUAAGGGGGCAGGACGACGAGGCCGAGGAGGUGGAUAGGGAGUUUGUUGGGAAGUUUGAGAGGCAGCGCGACGACGCGGAGGAGCAGGUGAAGGCGCUGAGGGAGCAUGCCGCGGAGCUGGAGAAGAAAGUGGAGGCGAUGAGGUCGGAUGCGUCGCCGGUGGAGGCGGUGGAGAGGGAGAGGAGCACGCUGGAGGAGGAUGUGGGGAAGUUUCAUCAGAUGAUUGAGAAUCUCGACAAGAAUGUGAAGAAGCUGCAGAAGGUGUUGGAGGAGAAGGAGGGGGCGUUGGCGGCCAAGAGGGAGGAGAAGAGGAGGAUUUUGGAGGAGAAUGAGGAGUUGAAGAAGAGAGUCGAGUCGCAGAGUUUUAAUGAGAGGGAUGUGGAGAGGAUGAGGAGGGAGUUGCAGGCUGUGGAGAGGGAUAUUGGGGAAGCGGAGCUAGCGAGGAAUGUGUGGGAGGAGAAGGUUUGGGAUUUGGAGAACACGCUCGGCCCCAAGGUUAAGGAGCUCGAGGCUUUGGCCAUGGAGUGCAACCAAGUCAUGAGGAGGUUGAAACUUUGUAAUGGCUUUCAGUAUGUGCUGAAUCCUAAGGGAUCUACAGCUGCUGAGGUGAUGGGGGUUGACUAUAAGUCAACUUUGAGGCCUGCACUUGACUCAUACUCCGAGAAAGUAAAGAAGGAUUUAAUGGAGACAUUGGAUGAGUUGAAUUUGCUUCAGCAUCAGUCAAGUGCACUUUCUGCUGAUAUUGAGGGAAAAAGAAAUGACAUAUCAACACUUCAGUCACGUCUUGAUGAAGUAGAAGCUCAACUGAGUUCGUUGCGAAAAGAGACACAGGACUACACUCAUAGAUGUGAAGAAGAAGUUAGAAAUAUGAUGGAUGAAGUUAAAAAGGAGGCUCAUGAGAUGAAUAAUGUGGAAAGAGAAGCAGCUGAGAUUCUGAAGACGUCCAAGUUGAAAUUGCAGGAAGUAACUAGACAAAGUGAAGAAGAGACUCAGAAGUGUGCUCGCAAACUCAUUACCAUAAUUGACUCAGUCUCAAAAUACAAAGAACAUGUGCAUACAAAGACUGCAGGAAUGAAGAAAGAUGUAUCAGAUACUGCAGCUAUGUUAUCAGACAUUCAUAAAAGUUCGUUGCAAUCCCAGUACAGUUUUCUGUUUGAUUCAAGCCAAGGCAAUGAAUUAACUCAAGCCACCAACGACAGUCAACUCCAGUAGGUUGGCAAACUUGUGGCCCUUAAUGAUCAUCUUUCGCCGGAUUUAGUGUGUGCUAAAUUAUG